Bombus huntii is the source of this 3621-nucleotide messenger RNA. RefSeq lists its product as uncharacterized. Gene Ontology annotation, molecular function: nucleic acid binding. NCBI's taxonomy places the organism in Eukaryota, Metazoa, Arthropoda, Insecta, Hymenoptera, Apidae. Gene Ontology annotation, biological process: DNA integration. The record is from RefSeq and is a predicted model, not a curated record.
GCCCCCCACCCCGCUUCCUAGGACAGCGUGCAAUACAGUUCUAAGAUCGGAGGAAAGUAGAUACGAUAAAAUAAAUGAGUUACUACGACUCGAACAUUUGAACGAAGAAGAAAAGGAAAAUGUAAAAAAUUGAUUCGUAACAAUCAAGAUAGAUUUCAUAUUCCAGGAGAUAUAUUGGAAGCAACUGAAGUUCUAGAACAUAGAAUAAUUACUACGGAUAAUAUACCAAUCAAUACCAAACAGUAUCGAUAUCCACCAAUACAUCGAGAAGAGAUAAAUCGACAGAUUCAAGAAUUACUAGAUACGGACGUAGUGGAACCAUCAAUAUCUCCAUAUAACUCCCCGUUAUGGAUUGUGCCCAAAAAACCCGAUUCGCAAGGAAAUAAAUGCUGGAGAUUAGUUAUCGAUUAUAGAAAAUUGAACGAUAAAACGAUUGGCGAUGCCUUCCCAUUACCCAACAUUACAGAAAUAUUGGAUCAAUUAGGAAGUGCAAAAUAUUUUUCCACGUUUGACUUAGCAUCAGGCUUUCACCAGAUCCGUAUGUCGCAAGAGGAUGCCCACAAAACGGCAUUUUCGACACCAUACGGACAUUUUCAAUUCAAAAGAAUGCCCUUUGGAUUAAAAAAUGCCCCAGCAACAUUUCAACGUUUAAUGAACUCAGUAUUAUCGGGUCUGCAAGGAAUAGAACUAUUCGUCUAUCUGGAUGACAUAGUGAUUUAUUCCAGGUCUCUCCAGGAACACGAAAUUAAAUUUAAUAAAUUAAUGGAAAGACUGAGGACAGCCAAAUUACGAUUACAACCCGAUAAGUGUGAAUUUUUACGACAUGAGGUGAAUUAUUUGGGACAUAUAAUUAGUGAGGAUGGCGUGAAACCCGAUCCAAAGAAAGUCGAAGCCGUAUCAAAAUUUCCACGACCAAAGAAGGCGAAAAAUAUCAAACAAUUUCUGGGACUAGCAGGAUAUUACAGAAGAUUUAUACCCGAUUUCUCCAAGGUCGCGAAACCAUUGACACAACUAUUAAAGAAGGAUACUCCCUUCAAAUGGACGGAAAAUCAAGAAGAUGCAUUCAAUAAUUUAAAAACAGCGUUAAUGACGAAACCCAUUCUACAAUAUCCAGACUUUUCUAAACCCAUUAACCUUACCACAGACGCAUCGGGAUACGCAAUAAGCGGUGUACUGAGUCAAGGGCCAAUUGGAAAGGAUUUGCCAAUUACGUAUGCCUCAAGACUAUUAAAUUCCGCCGAACAAAACUACUCUACCAUAGAAAAGGAGUGUCUGGCAAUUGUUUACAGCGCAAUGCAUUUCCGACCGUAUCUUUACGGAAGAAAGUUCACUAUCGUAACCGAUCAUAAACCUUUAGUGUGGAUGCAUUCUAUCAAAGAUCCUACUUCCAGAAUCUGGAAAUGGAAAUUAAAAUUAUCGGACUUUGAAUUUGAUAUUGUAUACAAGAACGCAGACGCAGACGCACUAUCUAGGAACCCUCCGGAAGUUUGUUUACCAAUCAGGAAAAGAGAGGAAGUCUCACCGAUUCGCUAUCCUGUCCCAAAAAGAUUCGAAAUAGACACGUCAACGGAAGACUCUCCCGUGUUCGAAGCCAAACCACGCGUCCUAUCUCAAUCCACUGAUCUUACAAAACAAGGAAAAAUUUCUACUCGAAAGCAUCUUACACUGGAAAGAACACCCGUAAAAUAUUUCGACGAAGCACUAACCGAACUCGACGUAAACACAAAUAGAGAAAUAACUGAUCAAGGAAAAAGGCGCAUGGACGUAACAAGCGAAGAAGAACCCUCCGCCGAAAUUCCAAAACUAACUCCACAACGAGAAAAGGAUACGCAUGUCUCAAAAAGAUUUAAACUGGAUACGUCAACCGAAGAUUCUCCCAUAUUCGAAGCUAAACCACACGUCUUGCCUCAAUCCAGUGAUUCUAAAAAUCAAGGAAAGGGUUUUACCCGAAAACAUUUUACAAUAGAAGAAACCCCCAUAAAAUAUUUAGACCAAGCACUAACAGAAAUCGAUGUAAGUACAGAUAGAGAAAUAACCAAUCGAGAAAAAGAAGACACGGACACGACAAGCGAAAAGGAAACCUCCACUGUAGUUCCAGAACUAAUUCAACAACAAGAAAAGGACACGAGACCUACGAUAAUUGCGGAACUAAAAACUUCGGAAACCCGAGACUCAAUUGCGAGAGUAAGUGACCAUAAAGUAGUAUUUAUAGAUAUACACGGCAAACCGAUAGACAAAGGAGCCUUAGAAAUGAAGGAAACGGGAAAAUUGCCUCGUUACGAAGAUUUAAUGUUAGAGAAAGCAAGAUUGAAUUACGAUUCUGGAAAAUACAUUAUAUCCCUACCGAUAAAGGAAAAUAGAAAUAUUCCAAUAACACCAGAAAAUUUAUUAAACUCGCUAAGAUCUCUAUUAGACGUAGUGAAUGAAAAACAGUUAACUUCGUUUAGCAUUAGCAAAGGAAACUUGGAGGAAAUACCCUGGCGAUAUACAAUCAGAAAAUUAAAAGAAAUAUUUAUGGAAAAAACCUUAACCAUCACCAUUUGCACUGGGCAAGUAAUUACUCCACCUGUGGAAACGCGGAACAACAUAAUACGAGAAAAACAUGAAUCAAGCGUAACAGGACACAAAGGAAUUACCAAAACUUAUCAAAGAAUACGACAACACUACUAUUGGGAAAAUAUGAAAAGGGAAAUUCAAGAUUACGUAAGAACAUGUAAGGAAUGUCAAUUGAAGAAACUCACAAGAAUAAAAGCAAAACAACCAAUGGUACUUACAGACACACCAGGUAAAGCGUUCGAUAAGGUUAGUAUGGAUAUUGUAGGUCCAUUACCAAAAACCCAAAAGGGAAACGAAUAUAUAUUAACUAUCCAAGACUUAUUAACAAAAUACUCAAUUGGGAUUCCACUAGGAGGAAUCUCUUCAGCCGAGAUAGCGGACGUUUUUGUAAAGCGAUUUAUUUGUCGUUUCGGGUCACCGAGAGCUAUUCUCACUGAUCAAGGAACGAAUUUUACAUCCUCACUAAUGAAGAAAGUAGCAAAGAGAUUCCGCAUCAAACAAUAUACCACGACGGCAUAUCACCCACAAAGUAACGGUUCAAUUGAAAGAUCUCACCACGUACUGAUUGAAUAUCUCAAACUAUAUAUUGAAAAUUCCAGAAAUUGGGACGAAUGGGUAGAGUUAGCUAUGUUUUCCUAUAAUACCUCUGUACACGAAGGAACGAAAUUCUCCCCGCACGAAUUAGUUUUUGGACAUUUAGCCAGAGAACCUACAGGUGAAGUGAUAAUCGAAGAGAACUUAGAACCGACAUACGCAGAAUAUCUCGAAGACCUGUUCGAUAAAAUUAACACCGUACAACGAAUGGCAAGAGAAAAUUUAAUAAAAUCCAAACUAAGAUCAAAAGAAUAUUACGACCGACGAAUCAACCCCCAGGAUUUUAAGGUAGGAGAUUCGAUAUAUUUACUAAAAGAACCCAGUAAAGGAAAAUUCUCCGACCAAUAUACUGGACCAUAUAAAGUGCUAGAAAUCUUGCAGAACCAAAACGUCAAGAUUGAAGUAAAAGGGAUUCCGCGAACGGUGCACUUAAACAAACUAAAACUAGCGCAUAACCAAAAUAAGCAAUGA